Molecule: messenger RNA, 1060 nt
Organism: Cuscuta campestris
Lineage: Eukaryota; Viridiplantae; Streptophyta; Magnoliopsida; Solanales; Convolvulaceae
Source: the annotation of a GenBank genome assembly
AAAGAAUAAUUUCUGAUUUUCUGGGAAGAAUCUAAUGCUGUUUUUUUUUACCCCAGUACCAUAUCACAAUCAACCAAAGAAUGCAGCAGCAGCAGGAGUAGAUCAAUUCUAAUUCCAUGGCAGAAGCAGUUCUUAGUAUCGUGGCAGAGGGAGUUCUGGGCAAGCUGUUUUCCCUAGCGGCAGAAGAGCUAUGCUCCCUUUGGGGUUUCAAGAAGCUGGAGAUGAUCCAAGCUUUGAUGAUCGAUGCGGAGAGCAAGCAAACCGGUUCCAUGACCGUACAGUUCUGGAUCAAGAAGCUCAUGGCCGUCUCUUUCGAAGCCGACAACGUCUUAGAGGAAUUCGCCUACGAAAUCUCCAAGCAGAAACAAGGUUCCAAUCCUAUCCAAGCAGAAACAAGGUUCCUGAUUGGCUCUGCACCCUCUCCUCCAUUCAGUCAAUGUGCUUUACGUUAUGUGCGUCCCUUGCGUAUCUACCGUCUGUCGAAGCAAUGCGGCCUCUCAAGAAUUUACAGAGGUUUGAAAUCAUUGUUUGCCCUCUUCUUGAAGAGAGGUGCUUUGAGGGGGGACGCCCUGAGUGGCACAAGAUAUCCCACAUUGCUAAGCGGGAAGAACAGAAUUGGCGUUUGGACCCCGCAAGGGCUGCGGCCGCCCAUAACACUUGGCCUUCCUUCCCGAAUCUGGGUCUGCCCAGUGCCAACUACAGCCAUAAACAUUAGUUUGAGAAUGAACUUCUUUGAUUGUGCUGAUCUGUAUAUUGGUUCUGUUUCAGAUGGUCGAGUAUGGAAUCUUGCUGUCUCUUUGGAUAGUUGAAAGGGGAUGUUUGGCAACUUCUGAAUAGGUAAGUGCUGAAGCAGUAUGAGAUCUGAACCAUUAAGUGCUGAACCAGUAAGAGGUCUGAACCAUUAAGAGCUAGUAUAUUGCUUAAUUAUUCAGAGGCAAAUGUCUGAACAAUUCAGAUAAGAGGUCUUAACCAUUCAGACUUUGUAUAAUAUUUAACCAUUCAGAGGCAAAUGUUUGAACCAUUCAGACAUCUGCUCACGAAACAAAUAGUUUAAAUCAUU